Molecule: messenger RNA, 2484 nt
Organism: Urocitellus parryii (Arctic ground squirrel)
Lineage: Eukaryota; Metazoa; Chordata; Mammalia; Rodentia; Sciuridae
Gene: Rgl3
Product: ral guanine nucleotide dissociation stimulator like 3
Biological process (GO): Ras protein signal transduction
Cellular component (GO): plasma membrane
Molecular function (GO): guanyl-nucleotide exchange factor activity
Source: RefSeq, a predicted model, not a curated record
CCUCACUCAGCGGCGCCGCAGAGCAGGACGGGUGUGGGCCAUGGAGCGGUCGGCGGGCCAGGAGCUCGCCCUGGCGCCGGUGCAGGACUGGGGUGAGGAGACCGAGGACGGCGCGGUGUACAGUGUCUCCCUGCGCAGGCAGCGCAGUCAGCGCCGGAGCCCGGGGGAGGGUCCUGGGGGCAGCCAGACCCCCACUCCCGCUGCCGAUACCUUCCUCCACUACCGCACCAGCAAGGUGCGGGCGCUCAGGGCCGCUCGGCUGGAGAGGCUGGUGAGCGAGCUGGUGUCAGGAGACCGGGAGCAGGACCCGGGCUUUGUGCCUGCUUUCCUGGCCACCCACAGGGCCUUUGUGCCCACUGCCCGAGUGUUGGAAUAUCUGUUGCCACCGCCGCCGCCCCCACCCCCACCUUCCAGGGUAGAGAACAAGAAGACGGAAGGACAAGAUCUGAGCUUCAAUAAGAACUUGAGGGCUGUGGUAUCUGUGCUGGGCUCCUGGCUACGGGACCACCCUCAGGAUUUCUGUGACCCUCCUACCCACCCAGACCUGGGCAGUGUCCUACUUUUUCUGGGCUGGGCAGCCCCAGGGAGUGCUGAGGCCCAGGAAGCAGAGAAGCUUCUGGAGAAUUUCUCAGAGGAGCCUGAGGGAAAGCAACAAGAAGAGGAGCUACUGGUGACUUGGGCAGGACCUCCCAGGGCCCAGUCCCCCAGACCAGACUCUCCGGAGGGCUUCGUGGAAGAGGAGGAAGGGCCUAGGCGGGAAGGUCCCGACCUCCUGGACUUCAGUGUGGGCGAGGUGGCCGAGCAGCUGACCCUUAUGGAUGUGGAGCUCUUUUCACGGGUGCGUUCCUGCGAGUGCCUGGGCUCGGUGUGGUCGCAGCGGGACCGCCCAGGGGCCUCAGGCGUUGCCCCCACUGUGCGUGCCACUGUGGCCCAGUUCAAUGCAGUGACCGGCUGUGUGCUGGGCUCCGUACUCGGGGCACCGGGACUGGCAGCCGCGCAGAGAGCACAGCGGAUCGAGAAGUGGAUCCGCAUAGCCCAGUGCUGCCUAGAACUGCGGAACUUCUCUUCUUUGCGAGCCAUUCUGUCCGCCCUGCAGUCUAACCCCAUCUAUAGGCUCAAGCGCAGCUGGGGGGCUGUGAGCCGGGAACCGUUAUCCACUUUCAGGAAACUUUCACAGAUUUUCUCGGAUGAAAACAACCACCUCAGUAGCAGAGAGAUUCUUUCCCAGGAGGAGGCCACUGAGGGAGCCCAACAAGAGGACAACCCUCCAGGAAGCCUACCUUCGAAACUGUCCCCAGGUCCUGUUCCCUACCUUGGCACCUUUCUCACGGACCUGGUUAUGCUGGACACAGCUCUGCCGGACAUGUUGGAGGGGGAUCUGAUCAACUUUGAGAAGAGGAGGAAGGAAUGGGAGAUCCUGGCCCGCAUCCAGCAGCUGCAGAGGCGCUGUCGGAGCUACAGCCUCAGCCCCCACCCACCUGUCCUGGCUGCCCUGCGUGCCCAGCGCCAGCUCAGUGAGGAGCAGAGCUACCGAGUCUCCCGGGUCAUCGAGCCACCAGCCGCGUCCUGUCCCACUUCCCCGCGUGUCCGGAGACGCAUCAGCCUCACUAAACGUCUCAGUGCGAAGCUGUCCCGAGAGAAAAACUCGUCCCCUGGCAGCAGUCCUGGAGACCCCUCAUCGCCCACCUCCAGGUGGGCUCUGUGUCCCCCCAGUCUGUCCCCAGGGUCCCCCCCAUCCAGCCCUAGAUCUGAGGACCGUCAUCUUGGACCCCCUGCUUCUCCAGGGCCCCAGGGCCCCAGCACCAAGCUGCCCCUGGGCCCGGACCUGUCCCUGACCAGUCCUCGCAUCCCCCUCCCUGGGCAGCAGAGCUCAGAGGCCCGUGUGAUUCGCAUCAGCAUUGACAACAACCAUGGGAACCUCUAUCGGAGCAUCCUGCUUACUAGUCAGGACAAAACCCCCAGUGUCGUGCAGCGAGCCCUACAGAAGCACAAUGUGUCCCAGCCCUGGGCCCGUGACUACCAGCUCUUCCAAGUCCUUCCUGGGGACAGGGAGCUCCUGAUUCCUGACAACGCCAACGUCUUCUACGCAAUGAGUCCAGCUGCCCCUGGGGACUUUGUGCUACGGCAGAAGGAGGGGACCCGGCACACACCUUCUGCCUCCGCAAGCUGAGGUGGCCCUCUCCUCCCUCCAGGUCACAGGCCCCUUGGGCAACUUGGGACCUGGCUUCUACAGCCAUGGGGGCCGGGUACCCCUCUCCUGGAAAGCUGUGUCCCCUGGUGGGGCUCUGCAUUUUCUGGUAACCCCGCCUCAACUCCAGCCCAUCAGCCCCUGCCCCUCUGCCCUCUGAGUCCUGGACCCUCACUCCCAUGACAUUAGCACGCAGGGUGGCCACGAUGGUAACAAAAAGGCAGAGAAAACCGAGAACCCCGAGAAAGGCAUUGAGAGUUCCUGUGGAUGCCAGAGUGGACCCUGCCGCACAUGGA